AUGGCCGAUCAGCACCAACAUACCCAGCAGCAGUUUGCUCCACCCACCUAUGCCUCGCUCGAGGUGCCCUUUGCGCCCCCUGUCCACCGCAAUGCCCUGCCAGAAACACGCAUUGCCGAGCCUGGUCCGAAGAAGAAGGGCAAGCGAAAGUCCAACGCUGCCGAAGGAGAUGCCAAUGGGACGACAGACUCUCCCAAGGAAAAGAAGCAGCGCAUCUCCCGCUCCUGUGAUCAAUGCCAUGGCAAGCGUAUGAAAUGCAGUGGCUUCAAGCCAUGCAACAACUGCACCAAGCGCGACAGGGCGUGUACCUAUGACAGACCCUAUAUCAGGGGCAUUGCAAAGACACCACCCCCUCCUCCCGCUGAUGGCCAAGCCCGUAACCUCGCCCAGCCAGUUGACGAGUUUGGGAGGGAAGUCCGUGACAGAAGCUGGGCUCUACGUGCCUGUGAUCUCUGUCGAACUCAAAAGGUGUCUUGUUCGGGCAAGCUACCAUGCGAGAACUGCUUCAAUAGCCGUGUUGCAUGCACCUUCAAGCUACGUGCAAAACAACGAGACUCGAUGCCACCGGGCGAGGGCGGUGAGGAAGUCGAAGGCGAGGGUGAGGCCUCAGAAGCAGAGGCUGAUGAAACAGAGCUGCAGGAGAACGACUCUACUGAAUAUGGAGGUACAUUCGCAGUCAGGCGCAUUCCACUUCAGGAUCACGAGAACUACAUGCUCACAAAUCGAUAUGCGGAUCCCGAAACACCACCCCUGGCUUUUCUUCACAAAGCCUGGGAGAGGAUGGCCCGCUACCAGAAAAUACCCACCAGCUACGGACAAGAAUAUGGUGUUCCUGGCGACCUCGUCAUGCCGCCUAGUGACCAGCCUUUCGACACUACGUUGCCGCUGGCUUUUCCUGAGAGUCCGACCAAAUGGUUCGAGAUGCUCAACGCUUUUCAGAACGGCUGGACCGAGACCUUUCACUUUCUACACCGGCCCACCGUCAAGUCCUGGUUGGAAAGGGUAUGGAAGAACUGGACUGCAAACUCACCCCUGGAGAAGGAGCUCGGCCCGGCAAAAGCCACCAUUGCGCUCAUGUGCAUGUCUAUUGGCACAAUGUUUUACGACCGACCAUGGCGAGAAGCCGUUAGACAAAAGAUGUGGGAUCGUCUCUGGACGCUCAACAUGGGAGACCAACUGUUCCUGGCAACCAUUCGUCUCACAGACUCCGAGCCGGGCCCACCAAAGCUGGAAUCCAUCCAAGCUCGUCUCCUCCAAGUCCUGUAUCUCCUUUGCACAUGUCGACUGAGCCAAGCUUGGUAUAUCUUUGGCAAUGCCGUCCACAUGCUGACUCAGCUCGGCCUCCAUCGCAGACGAGGCCGAAAUCGAGGCCUGGGUCGGGAUAUGACAGUCAACCCAGAUUACGCAAAGAUCCAGUGCGAGAGGCGCACGUUUUGGACCGCCUACAUCAUUGACAAGGAGAUUUCGUUGAUGUCUGGAAGGCCCUGCCAUUUUUCCAAUGAAGCAGUUGACCAGGAGUUCCCGGAUCCUGUCAACGACGAAGAUAUGGGUCCCGAAGGCCCUUUCCGGCCACACCUGGGCGACUGCUACUUGGAGGCUGGCACUGAGCAGGCCAAGUUGAACCAGAUCAUCGAUAAGAUUAUGCGAGACGUGUACACGUUUCGCGAGAUACCCGAUGACUGGAGGUUGGAGAGCGCUACACGACUAGGGAACGAGUUGGAACAGUGGAAAGAGCAGCUACCCUUCAUGAUGUGCCAUCUCAAGCCUUCCAUGUUGCACACCAUUUUCCGUCGACAGUCCACUCUCUUGACCCUGGCUCAUUGCCACGCCGCCAUUCUCGUCUAUCGUCCGUUCAUGACAGCACCAUACUCGGCCGAUGCCGAAAAGAAACAGGCUGCCGAUUCUGCUGUGCGCAAACUGCUUGACGCCGCUCGUAUAGCUUUGAAUAUGUGCCUCGCAUUGGCUAGAGAUCAGGAGAAGAGGGACAAGAGCCACUUCCAGUCCAUUUUCUUCGCGCACCACGUCUGCUUCUGCGCAGCCGCCGUUAUUUUCCUUCUCCCGCACAUCCGAACUCGGCAAGCCAUGUACGGAGGCACUCACUUUAGGGGAUACGGCAAGAUGGACUCCUUACUCACCGAGACCGCAGAAAAGGCCAUUGGCGCGCUCUUGAAACAAACAAAUCGCUAUUCGCCCUCGCGUAGAUGGGCCAUCAUCUUGGAAGAGCUUCGAGAUGAGGCGGCUCGCCAAGUGACUGGGGCUGGACGAACGCCGGCGGAACAGAGUCAGGCCCAGGCUCAGGUUGCAGGGCAAGGCCAGGGGGGCAGUGAUGAUGCUGAUGCCCAAUCUCCCAAUGAGCAACUCUUGGAAGAUGCAUUACGUGCCCACUGGGAAGCUGAUUUGGCCCGUCAUGUUCUCCCGAAUCAUCCACCUGCUGAAGUUGCUGAACCACCGCCUCCCCCAUUGGUAUACCGUCUGUGGGACAAAUGGAAGACGACCGAUUGGAUUGAUCUUGAUUCUGCGGUAAGUUGA
Podospora anserina S mat+ is the source of this 2529-nucleotide messenger RNA. RefSeq lists its product as uncharacterized. The coding region runs from base 1 to 2529 and encodes 842 amino acids. NCBI's taxonomy places the organism in Eukaryota, Fungi, Ascomycota, Sordariomycetes, Sordariales, Podosporaceae. The record is from RefSeq and is a predicted model, not a curated record. The transcript has a single exon. Gene Ontology annotation, molecular function: sequence-specific DNA binding; DNA-binding transcription factor activity, RNA polymerase II-specific; zinc ion binding. Gene Ontology annotation, biological process: DNA-templated transcription; positive regulation of transcription by RNA polymerase II. Gene Ontology annotation, cellular component: nucleus.